UAAUAACGUAUUGGCCAUGCCGAUAUUCAUUUUCAUUUUAUCAAUAACCUGUUAACACAAAGGAUUUUUUAAUUAUUAUAUUGAUCUUUAUACAUUUUCAUAUAUUUUGUGUACAUUUUUCAUAUAUAUAUACUCGAUAACACAAGAAAAAAAUGGAAGGUAAAAAAUAUAAAGUGCCAAGCUGCAUGGUAAGAGGUCCUGGACCGGUUUACAAGCUGCCGACCCUCGUCGGCUACCACGAUCAUGACCCAUCGCGGCGCAGAAAUCCAGCAUACAGUAUGCGACCUCGAACUGAUACGAGAACCUAUUUGUUGGGGCCUGGUCCUCGUUACGAUACCCGGAAUUUGACGAAGUCCGGACGGCACAAUUCACCCGCGUACACGAUCCGGGGUAGAGAAGCAUGGAGAUUGCGCGAUCGCGCACCGGGGCCCGGGGCGUAUUCUCCCGAGUUAUGUCCGCCGAUGAAUCACAGCCGUAGGCCAUCGGCUUAUAGCAUCAGGUCGCGAGACGUGAUAAGGAUUCUGGACGAAGGACCUGGACCGAACUCGUACCUCUUGCCGACAUGCAUAGGGCCCAAGGUUCCUGACAAGCGCGCUCAAGGUGCAUUUUCUAUUGCUAGUCAUCACAAAAUUCGGGGAGAAAUCGUAGGUCCAGGACCAGCCGCGUAUACCAAAGUAGAUUACAAUACGAUAAAGCGGCGAAGUCCGGCGUAUAGCUUGAAAGGGAGACACAUCCUGAGAGAACAAUUUCGCAGUCCAGCGCCGGUGUUUUAUCCGCUAUACGAUACACGGAAGCGUGCACCUGUGUACUCGUUCGGCACGAAGCACAGCGAGUGCACUGGAGUACCCGUGACGCAGCUAGAUGAUAACUAAAAAAAUUAUCAUAUAUAAAUAUAUGUUUUUGUAUUUCUGGUACUUUCGUAAUAAAUUUUCCUGGUACGGGAAGAAA
Molecule: messenger RNA, 948 nt
Organism: Ooceraea biroi (clonal raider ant)
Lineage: Eukaryota; Metazoa; Arthropoda; Insecta; Hymenoptera; Formicidae
Product: outer dense fiber protein 3-B
Cellular component (GO): cytoskeleton
Source: RefSeq, a predicted model, not a curated record